AUGAUGUGGCAAGCUGAUGGAUGCACUGAUUGGUCAGUGGACUACAUGAAAUAUAAAGUACUUUUGGGUGAGCCUGUGCGAAUCAAAUGCGCAUUAUUUUAUGGAUAUAUAAGAGCAAAUUAUACUCUUGCACAAAGUGCAGGACUAAGCCUGAUGUGGUAUAAAAGCUCUGGACAUGGAGACUUUGAGGAACCUAUACCAUUUGAUGGAAUUAGGAUGAGUAAAGAAGAGGAUUCAAUAUGGUUUCGACCCACAGAACUUCAAGAUGCUGGACUUUAUGCUUGUGUGUUAAGAAACUCCACUUAUUGUAUGAAGGUUUCCAUGUCAUUGACUGUUGCAGAAAAUGACACAGAUCUAUGCUACAAUUCGAAGAUGAGGUACUUUGAAAAAGCUGAACUUAGCAAAAGCAAAGAAAUUACAUGUCCUGACAUAGAGGAUUAUUUUUUGCCUCACAGGGACCCAAAUAUUGUAUGGUAUAAGGAAUGCAAGCCAAAAGUAUGGAGACAAACAGUUGUAAGAAGAAGGGACACACUUAUUAUACGGGAAGUACGGGAAGACGAUAUAGGAAAUUAUACGUGUGAACUACAGUUUGGAAGCUUUCUGGUUCGAAGAACUACAGAAUUAACAGUCACAGCUCCGCUAACAGACAAGCCUCCCAAGAUCUUGUUCCCUUCAGAAACAAGAAUGAAUAUUUUGGAGGUACAGAUCGGUGGUCCGGCCAAUCUGACAUGUAGAGCCUUUUUUGGCUACAGUGGAGAUGUAGUGCCUGUCAUUUACUGGAUGAAAGGAGAGAAGUUUAUUGAAGAUCUGGAUGAAAGUCGAGUUCAGGAAAGUGAAAUAAGAUUUCUCAGAGAGCACCUAGGUGAAAAGGAGGUUUCAAUUUCCCUUUUUAUUGAUUCAGUUGAAGAUGGAGAUUUGGGCAACUAUUCUUGUUAUGUUGAAAAUGGAAAUGGAAGAAGACAAGCAAGCGUUCUCUUACAUAAAAGGGAACUCAUGUACACAGUGGAGCUUGCUGGUGGACUUGGAGCCAUUCUUCUCUUGCUUGUCUGCUUAGUGACACUAUAUAAGUGCUACAAGAUCGAGAUCAUGCUGUUCUAUCGUAACCACUUUGGAGCAGAUGAGGUAGAUGGAGAAAAUAAAGACUAUGAUGCUUACCUGUCUUACACCAAAGUGGAUCCGGACCAGUGGGGACAAGAAACCAGAGAAGAAGAGCGUUUUGCCCUUGAAAUCCUUCCUGAUGUGUUGGAGAAACAUUAUGGGUAUAAGUUGUUCAUACCAGACAGAGAUCUGAUUCCUACGGGAAGUUUCACAAGCGAUCAUUACCAGGAUGAUACAAGACUGCUCAGAGCUUAUAUAGAAGAUGUAGCAAGAUGUGUGGAUCAGAGUAAAAGAUUAAUAAUUGUGAUGACCCCUAACUAUGUUGUGCGGAGAGGCUGGAGCAUCUUUGAGCUGGAAACUCGGCUUCGCAACAUGCUUGUCACAGGAGAAAUCAAGGUCAUACUAAUUGAGUGCACUGAACUUAGAGGAAUUAUGAAUUACCAGGAGGUUGAGGCACUGAAACACACUAUCAAGCUGUUGACUGUUAUCAAAUGGCAUGGACCGAAAUGUAAUAAGCUCAAUUCCAAAUUCUGGAAACAUUUGCAGUAUGAAAUGCCAUUUAAGAGGAUAGAGCCUAUCAUCACGCAUGAGCAGGUACUGGAUGUAAGUGAGCAGGGACCUUUUGGAGAACUGCAGACGGUCUCAGCUAUUUCUAUGGCUGCUGCCACAUCGACUGCUCUGGCCACGGCCCACCCAGACCUGCGAUCCACGUUCCACAACACCUACCACACCCAAAUGCGACAAAAACAUUACUAUCGCAGCUAUGAGUAUGAUGUACCUCCUGCUGGCACCUUGCCCCCACUUACCUCACUAGGAAACCAACACACCUACUGCAACAUCCCGAUGACGCUAAUUAAUGGGCAAAGACCACAAUCAAAAUCGAACAGGGAACAGAAUCCAGAGGAAGCCCACACAAACAAUGCUAUGCUGCCUCUUCUACCCAGAGAGACAAGUAUCUCCAGUGUGAUUUGGUGACAGAUGAGCAAGGCAGUAACAGGGCCCGCUUAAGUGUUCCCCUAACCCUGCAGUACGGUGCUUGGAACUGCGACCUUGCUGCUGUUUAGCCUGCAUCACAAUUCAUAAAACAAAAAAAGAAUACACAAGGAAAACAGGGUCUUGUACAUAUAUUUGCAAUUUCUUUGUAGCAUCAGUGUCUUCCUGUUCUUUUUUUGUUUGUUGCCUCGACUACAUUAUGACUUUGUUUUAUAUGUUAUCUAAAUUUAUAUAUUUCUAGUUUUUGUUCUGUUUUCUUUGCUUUUUUAAAUGAAGACUGAAUAGUUGGGUAUUGUGUGGUAGAUUGGACAGUACUUUUCCUGACUUAGCAUAGUUUAAAUUGUUUUGUUUUUUUUUUUUUUUUGUUUUUGUUUUUAUCAUUUCAUUGGAUUGCUUGGAUGAACCUAUGUUUUACAUUAAGGAACAACAUCUUUUUUUGAGUUGGCCUAUUUUAGAUGUGUACAGAUAGCCCACAAGUGUAUACUCAUUCAUUUAUGCAAUAGAUCCUAUUUCUUUUCCUUUCUCACAAAGAUUUCUUUUUGGAGAGUGGUGCUAGGGUUCAACCUCUUCCAGGUGGUAGAAAAUAGACAUUUGUCUUAUAAGAAGAUGUGAUAAAUACUUUAGCAGAACCUAAAAGUUAAUGUCAACCAGUCACAUUAAUUGUGCUGCAGUGACUUUCGGCUUGCAAAGAAAUCUUGGGGAAAAAAAACAACAAACAUAUAUUUUUAUAGAAGAUAUAUUUGAAUAAAAGGUAAGUAGUAAUGGAUGAAUGCAAACUAAAUAAUACUUUAUUGUACAGUUUUAUAGAAUUGAUGGCCAACAAAAUAGAUGUUGAGUCCUUUAUUAGAUGUUUUCUUUAAGUUAAGGUAAAGUAUAAAUGCAUUUUGAUGUUUUAAUCAAUUAUUGAACUUUUAUUUUCGACAAGAUGAAUUUUAUAUGUUAAAACAUCAGGACAAAAAAUAUGAUCAAAAGACCAAGGCAAGUUUUAUUAAUGGUGCAAGAUAUGGUAUACAUAUCAUAUAGUAGUGGGUAUUUUAAGACAAAAAAGACAACAAAAACAAAAAAAAAAAAAUAUUGUUCACUCUUUGAAGGAAAACAAUUCUCACAACAACACAAUUGUGUUUAGUUUACCUUGGUAAUUUUCAAUGCACACUACAAAGCUUGGUCUCAGUUUAGCGACUCCCAUUUACUCUAGUGUAACUAGUCCUAUUAAAUACACAACUGAAAAUGGCCACGACAACAAAGGGCACACACUUAGAAUUUAUAUUUUUCUUGUUAGCACAUACCUUUAUCAUCUCUAUAGUAAUUAAUGUUCUUCACUAUGUAUUUUUUAAAUCGGUCAUCAACUUACUGUAAAUGUUUAAUAUUAAAUAUUUAAUAUUUGACCCAUCACAUGAGGAAACUAUAGUAUUUGCUGUGCCUCUAAAGAGGAUGACCACUUUGGUCCACUGAGAAUAGAUUAACACCUAUUGUCUCAGUAUCUUCCCUGACCAGUAAGUUUAGAAAAAGGAACAUUAAAAGAACAAAAGAAGUAGCAUACUUUAUGAAGAGAAAAUCUUAAGAGCUAGUGUUAAGAUCUGCAUUUCUAUUUGAUCAGUCAUGUCACAGUACUAUAGUAUUUAGGGCACUAGUACACUCACUUCAGCCAGUGUAACUCACAUCACUGUGUACUCUUAGCCUUAAACAUGUAUUUUUUUUUCUUCACAUGGCUAAUUCUUUAUUAUGGAUUUAAUGAAAGCAUAAAUGUCAUCAGUUUUCCUAUAACAUAUCUUUGCACCUUGAAAGUGUUGAAGAGCUGCAUAUAGGUACUGUAGAUUUGCACCAGAUCACAAAUAACCAGUAUUAGUACUCUAUGUAUUUUAAAAUAUGCAUAAACUAUUAAAAACAUUUUGGAAUAAUUUAUUUUAUUUUCACAUUUCUCCAUAUAACUUCCUGGGAUGUUGCACAGUAAAUAUUACUUAUUCUAGAUCCUUAUAAGGACUUUUUUCUUCAUUCUGUCUGAGGAAGGCUGUAACACAAGAUAUAGUAUGAUGAAAGAUGGACAGCAAAUGAACUUUUGUCUUAAAUGUUGGUUGCAGCAUGAAAAUGAUGUCAUUAAUCAAAAAAAAAAAAACAUUUUAUUGCAAUUUACUACUUCUAUAUAAACUAUGAAAAAGUGGAUUCUUGUUACUUUAUGUGAAUUAUUUUUGAAAAAUUACAUACACAGGAAAAUCUGAAAUAAAAACAAUCUAACUGAGCAUGAUUAUUAUUUGUAGAUAGCCCAACUUCUCUUUAUUUCUUAGUUUUACAAAAAAAAUAAAGAAAGAAAUAAUAACAUAUUAACACAUAGUAAAGCACAAUUGCCUGGGAUUAGGAAAUAUGUUUCAUCUCAGUGGCAGAUUUGUCUUCAUAAGCAGUAUACAGCAAAACAUUUUAAAAAAUCUGAAACGUGGUCAUUUUUUUAUUAUAACUGUUAAAACUGAAAGCCAUUUUUAUUAUAUUAGGUUUAUCUAUCAUAUGGCAUCUUUUUAACAGAAAUUUGUAUUUUUCAAUAUGUUCUAACACAUUGAUAGCUAAAAGCUUCAAAUAUAGAAAAUCUGCAUUUCUGAACUAAUUAGCCCUCCAACCCUCCAUAAGUGCUGCUUAGAAUAGCUGUAUAGACUGUAAUAAUCAACCAACCAGUUAAUCAGGACUGGUCAAAUGUUCUUCGGUUUUCUUAUUGUCAUGUUUUAGUUUUUAUGUGUCAAUUUAAACCAACCUUCAUUUGAUACACUCUUGUUCAUAUUCCAGCAACAGGUAUUAAACAAGAACACUACUGAUUUUCUUUGAUUUGAAAAUGUUGUUUUUCAUUACAGUUAAAGAUUCUAUGGCUUUAAAGUAGAUUUUGUAUGAAAACAAUUCAGGAAAAUCCAAAGGCCCUAUCUGCACCUACCUAAUGAUAUUAUUUUAAAGGAUGAAAUAACAUUUUAACUAUGUUUUAAAUUAGCUGGACUUCUACAGCUUUCCAGCAUUAUGUGAAGUCUAUACCUCUUCAAAGAGAACAUUGAGGCUAGAAAACAUAAAUGAAGCAGGAUUUGCACACAAGAUAUUAAUAGUUUUACAAAACUUCAGUAUUUCUUUUGAGAUUUUCAUGUAUUUAACAGACUACCAAAAAUGUAGUGCAUGGCAGCACAAUGAAAGCGUUUUCAUGUUAGAUUAAGUUCUCCUCACAAUCAGGGUGACAGUAAAUCAGUGAGUUGGAUGGACAGGAUGGUUGCUGUCAAGUUAUUUUUGUACUUGUAUCUAAAACCACUCUGUGUAACAGGAAAAUAAGUUCUUCAUAUACAGUAUAUAGCAUGUUUCUUUUAAAACCAUGUAAUUUUCACUAGGCACAAGGCUGAUACCUUUUGUCUACCAAAAAUUGAUAUUUGUGUCUCCAGUGUUCGUUAUCAAAACUGAUAAAUAUGGCAUAUAUUCAAGGUGAAUAAGAGUCACUAAAUACAGUGCCUUGCAUAAUUACUCCAAACCUUUUCAUAUUUUGUUUCCCUCAACUUUGUUUUCUAACUAUUUCACUUUAUAUUACUGCAUAUUCAUUGUAAACACAGUUUCACAAAUUUGCAAAUAACAAAAAUACAAAUGUACACUGAAACUUCAAAGUAAACAAAAACAUAAUUAAACAUUCAAUCCAUGUGAUCUGCUAGUUCUGUUCAGGGUCAAAAAAUGCCUUAACCCAUAGAAUUAGUUUUUUGGCCUUUUAUUUGUGAGCAGAAAGAAGGAAACCCUGCAGAAAGCAGCACUCACAUCAACCACUAGUCCACUUCAGGAUAUAUAGUUUACACACUUAUACUGGUCCAAUGUACAUUGUGUGUGAGGAUAAUGUGCAAACGGUGUGCAGUGGACAAGUUGAGAGUCUAUGGAGGUGUAAAGCGGAAGGGCUAUUUAUUUUGCUACCAUGAAAAAAGUAUCAUAACAUUGGAGGAGAAUAGAGA
Erpetoichthys calabaricus (reedfish) is the source of this 6038-nucleotide messenger RNA. RefSeq names its product interleukin-1 receptor accessory protein-like 1. The record is from RefSeq and is a predicted model, not a curated record. Lineage: Eukaryota; Metazoa; Chordata; Cladistia; Polypteriformes; Polypteridae. Bases 1 to 2073 code for a protein of 690 amino acids. The transcript has 11 exons. Gene Ontology annotation, biological process: negative regulation of exocytosis; signal transduction.